Coregonus clupeaformis (lake whitefish) is the source of this 6370-nucleotide messenger RNA. RefSeq names its product serine/threonine-protein phosphatase 6 regulatory ankyrin repeat subunit C. Gene Ontology annotation, cellular component: T-tubule. The record is from RefSeq and is a predicted model, not a curated record. The transcript is spliced from 26 exons. The coding region runs from base 170 to 3412 and encodes 1080 amino acids. Lineage: Eukaryota; Metazoa; Chordata; Actinopteri; Salmoniformes; Salmonidae. Gene Ontology annotation, molecular function: protein binding. Gene Ontology annotation, biological process: protein localization to T-tubule; regulation of cardiac muscle contraction.
AGCAACAAACAAACAUAAAGCAGAGACGGACAGCAACACAGAUCAAGAGUUAUCUUACAGAUGGCUAGCUACAUGGGUUAACUUUGAAAAAUGAAAAUCAAAACUAUCGUUUAAUAUACCUUGCAGUUCCACCCUAAUGAAGGAGCUCCGUCCUGGCUGAUUUUGGGAGAUGGGAGUACUCAACAUUACAGACCAGCCUCCACUGGUCCAAGCGGUUUUCAAUCGGAAUGUCGAUGAAAUUCAACAACUAUUGCACAACAAGAACGAGGAUGUCAAUGCACUGGACCAAGAGCGCCGUACGCCGCUACAUGCUGCUGCUUGUUUGGGGGAUGUUCAUAUAAUGGACCUCUUCAUCAAUGCAGGUGCAAAUGUAAAUGCUAAGGACAAUGUGUGGUUAACUCCAUUGCACAGGGCAGCUGCCUCCCGGAAUGAAAGGGCAGUGGGACUACUUCUGCGGCAGGGAGCUGAGGCCAAUGCACGGGACAAGUUCUGGCAGACACCACUGCAUGUUGCAGCUGCCAAUAGAGCCACACGCUGUGCAGAGGCCCUGCUCCCCCAGCUGAGCAAUCUGAACAUGGCAGACCGCACUGGCAGGACCGCCUUGCACCAUGCUGCUCAGAGCGGAUACAUGGAGAUGGUGAAGUUGCUGCUGAAUAAAGGGGCCAACUUGAGUGCCAAUGAUAAGAGAGAGAGACAGCCUAUCCACUGGGCAGCGUACUUGGGGCAUCUGGAGGUGGUGAAGCUGCUAGUGUCUCGGAGUGCAAACAAGGGCUGCAAGGACAAGCAGGGCUACACCCCUCUCCACGCUGCAGCUGCCAGCGGACACAUUGACAUCGUCAAGUACCUUCUGAGGCUCGGGGCAGAGCUGGAUGAGCCCAAUGCCUUUGGGAACACUGCGCUGCAUGUGGCCUGCUACACAGGCCAGGAGGCUGUGGCCAACGAGCUGGUGAACCACGGAGCUAACGUCAACCAGCCCAACAGGAGUGGCUACACCCCACUGCACCUGGCCGCUGUAUCCACCAACGGGGCCCUCUGCUUGGAGCUGCUGGUCAACAACGGGGCUGACGUUAACCAGCAGAGUAAAGAAGGGAAGAGCCCCCUGCACAUGGCAGCCAUUCACGGACGCUUUACCCGCUCUCAGAUCCUCAUCCAAAACGGUGGAGAGAUUGACAGUGUGGAUAAAUAUGGCAAUACCCCCCUCCAUGUUGCUGCUAAAUACGGUCAUGAGCUGCUGAUCAGCACUCUGAUGACCAACGGUGCAGAUACUGCCAGACAAGGGAUUCAUGGGAUGUUCCCGCUGCACCUGGCUGUGCUCUAUGGGUUUUCAGACUGUUGUCGCAAGCUACUCUCCUCUGGUCAGCUGUACAGUAUUGUUUCAUCAAUGAGUAAGGAGCACGUUCUAUCAGCCGGGUUUGACAUAAACAUCCCAGACAACUUUGGAAGGACCUGUCUACACGCUGCUGCCUCUGGAGGAAAUGUUGAAUGUCUGAACAUGCUCUUAAGCAGUGGUACCGACUUGAAUCAGAGGGACAAGUCAGGAAGGACUCCGUUGCAUUAUGCAUCUGCUAAUGGGAGGUACCAGUGCACCGUGACCUUAGUGAGCGCUGGCGCUGAGGUCAACGAGCCUGACCGUACAGGCUGUACUCCGCUGCACUACUCUGCUGCCUCCCAGGCCUUCUGCAGAAUGGACCGACAUUUCCCUGGGACUCUUCAGAGGGAGGAGGAUGGAGCGAAGGAGUCCUAUUUUAGUUGCUUGGAGCAUCUGUUGGACAACGGUGCCGACCCAUCCCUGGUCAACUCUAAAGGUUACAGUGCUGUUCAUUAUGCUGCUUCCCACGGCAACAAGCAGAACCUUGAACUGCUCCUGGAAAUGUCGUUUAACGCAUUGGGAGACAUUGAGAGCAGUAUUCCAGUGAGUCCAUUGCAUUUAGCUGCUGAUAAUGGCCACUGGCAGGCGCUGCGUGUGCUGACGGAGACUGCUGCAUACGUGGACGUGCAGGAUGCUUCGGGCCGCUCUGUGCUUUACCUGGCCUCCCAGAGAGGUUACGCUCGCUGUGUAGAGGUCCUGCUGGCCCAGGGGGCCUCCUGCCUCCUCAACGAGAACAGACACAUGUGGACCCCUCUACAUGUCGCAGCUGCCAACGGCCACACUGAAUGUCUGCAAAUGCUGGUGGACAGUGGGGAGGAGGCAGACCUUACCAACAUCACAGACACACAGGAACAGACUCCUCUGAUGCUGGCCAUCCUGGGUGGCCAUACAGACUGUGUCCACCUGCUGUUGGAGAAGGGGGCCUGGCCUGACGCCAAAGACAAGAGGGGCAGCACUGCCCUGCACAGAGGGGCUGUGUUAGGCCGUGACGACUGUGUCACAGCCAUGCUGGACCACAAGGCAUCUGCACUGUGUCGGGACGGCCAGGGUCGUACCGCCCUGCACUACGCUGCCUCCCGCGGCCACACUGACAUCCUCGCCAGUCUGCUGCGUGCCGCCAUGCGCUCCAACCCUCUGGACUCCCUAUUGGACCAGGAAGAGUACACGCCAUCACACUGGGCUGCUUACCAAGGGCAUGAAGACUGUUUGGAGGUUUUACUUGAACACAAAACUUGUAGUAUCCAGGAGGGAAACUCCUUUACCCCAUUGCACUGUGCUCUAAUGAAUGGCCAUAGUGGAGCUGCAGAGAUGCUGUUGGAAUCUGCUGGCAUACAGAUGGUUAACACCAGGGAUACUAAAGAAAGGACCCCUCUUCACGCCGCAGCGUGUGCUGAGGAUGUGGCGGGGCUGCAGCUUGUCCUACGCCACGGAGCUGAGAUCAACGCCGUGGACCACACCGGACGCUCUGCUCUCAUGGUCGCCGCCGACAACGGACAGAGUGGCACCGUGGCUAUCCUCCUGCACCGAGCCAAGGCUGACCUUACACUGCUGGACGACAAUGGAAACACUGCCCUGCAUCUGGCCUGCAGCAAGGCUCAUGAGAUGUGUGCCCUGCUGAUUCUGGGGGAGAUCCAUAACCCUACCCUCAUCAAUGCAACCAACGCUGCACUGCAAAUGCCGCUGCAUCUAGCAGCACGCAACGGUCUGGCCACUGUGGUCCAGGCACUGCUGAGUCGAGGAGCCACAGUGCUGGCAGUGGAUGAGGAGGGCCACACUCCAGCCCUGGCCUGUGCCCCCAACAAGGAUGUAGCGGACUGCCUGGCUCUGAUCCUCUCCACCAUGAAGCCUUUCCCUCCUCUGGACCCUUCCUCCUGCCCCUGCUCCUCUUCCUCCGUCUCUGUCUCCCCCGGUCUCAACCUACUGAAGCAUUGCGGCAUCACUGCUGCCUGCACGCCGCUGCCCAACGGAGGCCUCCACCAUCACCACGGCUACGUCAAGGACCGCCAUGCCGCUGUCGGCCUGGACGGGUGCCUUUCUGAGUGAAGUCAUCCUAUAUCUACGGUCUGACACCACUACUACCACCACCACAGGGUGGCCUGUGUGUGUGUGUGUGUGUGAGCGUGCGUGUGUGAUCUUCUCUUGAAGUGCAGUCAAACCUAUAAUGCAAAUGGGGCCCACAGCAUCUAUCUAUCCCAACUCUGUAGUAGUUAGUGCUUAACACUGAGACUGAUUGUUCUUUCUGUAAGGUCACUGGAAUACUGCUUUGUCCCAAAAUGGUUGCUAUUAACAUCCACAAAAUCCCUAAAUCAUCAAUCCCUUUAAAUAAUGUCCCGCAAAUAGGUACUCGUCAUUACAGAAAAAUGACUGUCAGCUAAAAGCACUGUUUAUCCUCUUUUUAUGUUGUCUUUUGUUGAGUCACUUUUUUCUCUUCAUAUCAUUCAGUAUUUAACAUCCUAUGAUGUGCUGGCCUUGUAGAGAAAUGCACAGACUUCCUAAAAUGAGAACGAUACAACGGGUUAUAGUAGAGGACUUGAUGAAGGAACCAUACAGACAAAGUCCUGCCCAAAAGUGCAAUGCUAAAAUAUGAUUCUGACUUUUUUUUAAAGGAUUAUAAUAUGUACCUUCUGUAGUAACCUAUAUUUAAACUUUUGUCAAUUUUUCAGGGGCAUUUUCAUAGAGAAUUUCAUAGUGCUGCUAAAGUUUGAAAGAUUAAUAUGUAAGCAUGUCUCCUUGCAAAGGAGAACAAUGCUCAGGUUGGCAUUUUAGCAUAAAUUUACUCUCAAUGCUGAAGUAUUAUCUAGAACACUAUUUUGUGUUUACUACGUGAGAAUUUGGUUUAAAGCAUAUACAUUACGACCAAAGUUGAUCACUGCUAUGGCUGAAAAAAUAUUUAUUUUAGAAAUAUUUACAGAGAAACAUAGAUGUUGAGAUACCUCUAAGUCAUUUUGCAGCUGCUGAAUGGCUAGACAGGGAGAGUAGUAGCAAUGAGGCCUUGGUUAUUUAUUUGAAGUCUUUGGGAGCGGGCUCGCCCCAUUGCACUUCAGCAAAGCCUCUUGUUUUCUGAGCACAUUCUCUUGAAAUUCUAAGAUUACUGCUCAGUGAUAAUCUUACAAGCCAUUUCAAUUGAUUUCCCAGUUUUCUUUUCUUAUGUCAUUCCCAAAACUUUUUGGUACAUUGAAUUAGAAUUGCCUUCAGAGAGGAAUCGUAUUUGUAUUAUUUCCCAAAAUGUUGUCAUUGGUCAAUCUGAAAUGUUACUUCAGCCAUUUUAGAGCUGGAGCAAUACCACUGUUACUCUCUAUCAAAAAGCUUGUAUCUUGUCUAGUACGAUGGUCAGUUCUCGUAUGAGAUUGAAACGCUGGACUGACAGUGCUCUUCCGUUUCGUUUUUGUUGAAUUUAAGCAAUAUUUAAUUUCUGGCCUUUUGAACGUUAUCAAAAAGACAAUCAUAGUCUCAAGGGCUUUUGUUUCCUUGGAAAUCUUGUUUGAUGUUCACUUCAUUUGUUUGAAUACUGAUACUAGCAACAUGGAAAUGAUCUAUUCUAGACUAAUGGCUGAAGUCUGCGUCCAAGGCAUUUUUUGCUCGGUGCCUAGAAAAAAAUGCAAUUGAUUGCCUCCAUGGCAUCCCAUUAAAUGCCUUCAGAUCCAUAUGACAUCAUGGCAGUAAGGAUUCAGGAUGGCAUGAUAUGACGAACCCUAGGGUCUCAUCCACUUGGUAGCAGAGAAGCAUUGGAUCCUAGUCAGACCUGUUCAUCUGGUGAGAAUAUGAUUCCUUGGUUGGGCUUGAUUGUUCAUGUCUCCGGACAGAAUUCAUGACUAACAAGAGACUUGAAAGCCUAGUAGGUAUGUAGGGUUACUUACUGUAGGAAGGAACUGAGAGGAAACUAAUGGCCAAUAGUAGUACUUGUGUUUUUAGUAAAGCCGAAAAGUGUGAAAUUCCUUUUUUGGUAUGUUGUAUUGUUUUUAUGUGUGUAUCUUGUCUGGUGGUACUACAUACAUUGUAGAUGAUUGUAUCAGACCACUGGAGCUCUUUGCCUGACUUAAUUUAAAUAUUUUAACAUGACCAUUUCUAUUACAUCAUCAGAGGAUCAAUACAUUUCAGUGAUUCACUGGGACUCAUUUACAUUUUCAAUUAAUACUUCACCACAACAUUAUCUCUUGAUGAAUGCUAAAUGACAUGCAUUAGUUCUGGAUGAGAAAGAUGAGGACCUAAUAUCAUAAUGAUACCAGAGUAGCAAGUCAUGUUGUGCCCAAUAGUCAGUGUUGUCUGGGGGAGAGGAGGAGCAAAGGUUAGUGUAUAGUCUUUGGUGUCAUAAUGUGUAAAGGGGGAAUAGUCUCGGGCUGUGUGGAACAAGGAACCAAAUUACAUGGAUUGAUAACAAACAGGAAAAUCAUAUUGGCAUUAUUUUGUUGUAUGCAUACUACAAUGCAGUUCCAUUCAGCCCUGAUCCAAGGCACUUAUUGAGAUAGUUAAGCACUUUAACACAUUCAGCAUAUUUGUGUGCAUAGUCUGAAUACAUGCAUAUGUAUAGUUACAUACAUAUGUGUUGUAGCUAAAGUGCAAAAGACAGGAAAAGAUUGCAAGGAUUGUAUACGCUGCUUCAUUGACUGAGAUUUAACUUCAAAACUCUAAAGCUAAAAAGAUCUCAUGGUCCAAAAUGGUCAGUCCACACAACAUGGUCCAAAAUGGUCAGUCCACACAACAUGGUCCAAAAUCCAGUUAUCACAAUGGGGUUUGAUCGAUGCCAGUCCAGGGUCCACUACUAGUCCUUAUGGUUAGUCCAGUGAUUUAGCUAGGCUUACUUUCACCAUGCUUGCAUCCUCAGGCUCCUCACAUAACUCCACACUGAGCAGAUGUAUGUUGUUCAAUAGAGACACUGAUUACCUCAAUCAUCCAACCGCAGGUGUGUCUGGCUAGCAGGUCAGGUUCAUGUUCCCCUGCUCAGACACUGCAUACAUCAACCAAUGGUUGCGUGCCACGUCAUCGACUGUGCCGUCGGGCACC